Messenger RNA from Chroicocephalus ridibundus (black-headed gull), 7259 nucleotides. RefSeq names its product strawberry notch homolog 2 (gene SBNO2). Gene Ontology annotation, molecular function: chromatin DNA binding; histone binding. Gene Ontology annotation, cellular component: nucleus. The coding region runs from base 202 to 4512 and encodes 1436 amino acids. The transcript has 32 exons. Gene Ontology annotation, biological process: regulation of inflammatory response; positive regulation of transcription by RNA polymerase II; osteoclast differentiation. NCBI's taxonomy places the organism in Eukaryota, Metazoa, Chordata, Aves, Charadriiformes, Laridae. The record is from RefSeq and is a predicted model, not a curated record.
UCCGGAAGUCCGUGUCCCCCCCAAGAUGGCGGCUGCGCCGAACCCGGAAGUACGGAGAGGCGGCGGCGGCCGCCGGGCGGGAGCUUGAGUCCCCCCCCUCACCGGGACGCAGGACAUGGUGCAGGGUGAAGAGCACAGAUAAAGACCUUUCCGCCACUCCGUAGCCUGCCCCGAGGACUUCAUGCGGCAGGACGCGGGCUGAUGCCCUCAGCACACCCUGCCAUGGACGGGGGGCAGAACUACCCGCAGCACGAGCACCAGCAGUCAGGCAAUACCCUCUACAGCAUCCCCGGCCUCCGCUCCCAGCUCGCCGUGCCAGCCAUGGAGAAUUCCAUGCUGGCUGCCGACUCGUGGAGUAGCUGCUACCCUGCCUCUUUUCCAACCUCAUCCUUCCCAAGUGAAAACCAGCAAUAUUUUAAUUCCUCUCACGAUUUUUAUAUGAAUCCCAUCAGCAGACCACAUUUCUUGGAUACAAACUAUGCAUCUGUGGACCCCACUGACUUCUUACCAAAAAAUGGUGAUUUUCCUCAGGAUUCUUCAUACCUCGAUGAGCUCUCCAACAACAACUCCCUCUUCUCGUCCCCUGCGGAUUCCCUCUCUGACAUUGCGGAUCCCAAGAACUUCUUGUCUAACGACAGUCUGAACCACGUGCCAACACUAUGGGAUGUAAACACGCCGCAGCAGAACCAAAUAGAGCUGUUCUCGCCCAGCAGAUCGUUCUCUGGCUUAAACAGUUCGAACGACCACGUUCCUGCUGUCCCCAACACCCCGCUCCUCAUAAGCUACCAGUCUCAGGCUCCUGCAGAGGAGGAGGAUGAAGGUGAGGAGGAAGAAACAGAAGAGUUGGGGCAAACGGAGACCUAUGCAGAAUAUAUACCUUCAAAGUCCAAGAUUGGGAAGCACCACCCUGACCUCGUGGUUGAGACGAGCACCCUGUCCAGCGUCCCCCCACCCGACAUCACCUACACCCUCUCCCUGCCGCGCUCCGUUGCCGACAAAGGGUCCCUCUCUGCACUACAGCUGGAAGCAAUCAUUUACGCCUGCCAGCAACAUGAAGUUCUGUUACCCAACGGGCAGCGAGCUGGGUUCCUCAUUGGGGACGGUGCUGGCGUUGGAAAGGGCAGGACAGUUGCGGGCAUCAUCUUUGAAAAUUAUCUUAAAGGGAGGAAAAAAGCUCUGUGGUUCAGCGUCUCCAAUGAUCUCAAGUAUGAUGCCGAGAGAGACCUGAAGGACAUUGAAGCCUCCCACAUUCCUGUGCAUGCUUUGAAUAAGAUUAAAUAUGGCGACACAGCUACCUCAGAAGGAGUCCUCUUUGCCACUUAUUCUGCGCUGAUCGGUGAAAGCCAGGCAGGCGGGCAGCACAGGACACGCUUAAAACAAAUUUUGGACUGGUGCAGGGAAAAUUUUGAUGGAGUUAUUGUGUUUGAUGAAUGCCACAAAGCCAAAAACGCCAGCUCUACUAAAAUGGGCAAAGCAGUGCUGGACCUUCAGAACAAACUGCCUCAAGCAAGGGUUGUUUAUGCCAGUGCCACAGGUGCCUCUGAGCCAAAAAACAUGAUUUACAUGAGCCGCCUGGGCAUCUGGGGGCCGGGCACCCCUUUCAGAGCGUUUGAUGAGUUCCUGCAUGCAAUUGAAAAGAGGGGAGUUGGUGCAAUGGAGAUCGUGGCAAUGGACAUGAAGGUCAGUGGAAUGUACAUUGCCAGGCAGCUCAGUUUCACUGGAGUGACCUUCAGAAUCGAGGAGAUCCCGCUGGAUCAACAGUACAAGAUUGUCUACGACAAGGCAGCGAAGCUGUGGGCAGAGGCCUUGAUGGUGUUCCAGCAGGCAGCCGACUGCAUCGGCUUGGAGUCUCGGAAGUCCUUGUGGGGUCAGUUCUGGUCAGCUCACCAACGCUUCUUCAAGUAUCUCUGCAUUGCUGCUAAAGUCCGGCGACUCGUUGAGCUUGCCAAGGAGGAGCUGGCGAAGGACAAGUGUAUCGUCAUCGGCCUGCAGUCCACCGGGGAGGCUCGCACCAGAGAAGUCCUGGACGAGAACGAUGGGCAUCUAAAUUGUUUUGUCUCUGCUGCAGAAGGCGUCUUUCUAUCACUAAUUCAGAAGCACUUUCCUUCAACCAAAAGAAAGAGAGAAAAAGGAACUGGCAUUAAAAGAAAACCAGGGAAGCAGAGGGGCCGCUGCGCCAAGGCUCUGAAGGGCGUGUGUGACCUCACGGGCGUCAUCAAGAUCAGCGAUGACAGCAGCACCGACUCCGACAUGGGGCUCGACAGUGACUUCAACUCCUCCCCGGAGUCCGUGUUUGAGACGGACGAUGUCAUCUUCGUUGAGCACACCUACAACGGCUUCGCAGCUGACGACAGAAGUAAUUUUCACGUGCUGCCUUCUCGGAAAGAUAUGCAUGGCCUGCGAGAACUAGAACAUGUGGAAAAGAUGAAGCAGGAUCUCCUAACAAAAGUAAAAGCACUGGGCAAAGAGCUACCUCUCAAUACCUUGGAUGAACUGAUCAAUCACUUCGGGGGCCCGGAGAAUGUGGCUGAGAUGACGGGGCGGAAGGGCCGGGUAGUUUGCAGACCGGACGGCUCCGUCAUGUUCGAGUCUCGUGCAGAACAAGGCCUUUCUAUAGACCACGUCAACCUGAAGGAGAAGGAGCGUUUUAUGAAAGGGGAAAAGCUUGUAGCAAUAAUCUCCGAGGCCUCCAGCUCAGGUAUCUCUCUCCAAGCAGACAGAAGGGUGAAAAACCAGAAGCGCCGGGUGCACAUGACGCUGGAGUUGCCCUGGAGCGCAGACCGGGCCAUACAGCAGUUUGGUCGAACACACCGAUCGAACCAGGUUUCUGCUCCGGAGUAUGUCUUCCUUAUCUCUGAGCUGGCCGGGGAGAGGAGGUUUGCAUCCAUCGUGGCAAAACGUCUGGAGAGCCUCGGUGCCUUAACUCACGGAGACCGACGGGCCACCGAAUCCCGAGAUCUCAGCAAGUACAACUUUGAGAAUAAGUACGGGGCUAAAGCGCUAGACAGAGUUCUCUCCACUAUCCUCAACCACACGGAGAACAGAGUUCCUGUGCCCAAGAGCUAUGACAGAGGGGAGGCUGCGUUUUUCCAUGAAAUGAAGCAAGGUCUCAUCUCCGUGGGGAUCUGCUGCAAUCAGAUGAAGUACGGCACCGUCUCGGUGGAGAAGGACUGCUCCAUCACCAAAUUCCUGAACCGCAUCCUGGGUCUGGAGGUGGACAAGCAGAACAUGCUCUUCCAGUAUUUUUCUGACACCUUUGACUAUCUGAUUGAAAAGGACAAGAAGGAGGGCAAAUACGACAUGGGCAUCCUAGAUUUAGCCCCAGGAGUGGAUGAGAUCUACGAGGAGAGCAAGGAGGUUUUCCUGACCCCUGGGCACCCGCAGGAUGGGCAGGUCGUGUUUUAUAAGAUCAGCGUCGACAGAGGCUUAAAGUGGGAGGAAGCCUAUGAGAAGUCACUCAAACUGACAGGAUCCUUCGAUGGGUUCUACCUCUCCUGCAAGAUGCGAGGCCGCAGAUACACCUGUCUGCUGGCAGAGCAGAGCCGCGGGAAGAACUUCAUCCUCUACAAGCCAAAUAUUGGGAAGCAAAGCCAGCUGGAGAGCCUGGACAGCCUGCAGAAGAAGUACCGGCGGGUGCUGCCUGAGGAAGCCAAGAAGCACUGGGAGAGCAGUUACAAAUUCUCCUUGACGAAUUGUAACCAUGCCGCCUGGAAUGGGAGCUGCAAGCUGAUCCAGGAGAGGAAGGAGUGCUUCCAGGGCAUGCGCCUGCGUCACUACUACAUGCUGUGCGGGGCCCUGCUGCGGGUCUGGAGCAAGAUCGCCAGCAUCAUGGCAGACAUCACCAACACCAGCUACCUGCAGAUUGUCCGCCUCAAGACCAAGGAGAAGAAGAAACAAGUCGGGAUAAAGAUCCCCGAGAGCUGUGUCCGUAAGGUGCUGGAGGAACUGAAGCAGAUGGACGAGAAUGUGAAGCGAAAGCACAACCAAGAGCAGAGCCCGCAGUUCUCCCUGCCGCUGCCCAUGCUGUCACAGCCCCCGGACCUCACGCAGACGGGGCCCGGGGUCCCCCUGCCCAGGCACUCCCUGUGCCAGGACGAGAUCCUGGACUUGACCUGCAGCCCUCCCAGCAACAGCAUUCCCGACGUGGUGAUGAACCCAGAGCUCGGUAUGCUGUGCUUGCCCUCGGAGCCCCUUCUCCAGCCACACCAGCAGCACAGGUUACCCUUUGGCUUCAGCCAUCCUUCUGCCUUCGAGAGCCCGGCUCCCGUCCUGGAGGGCAACGUGCCUCUGAGCUCCUCGCUGCAUGAACCCCUGCCCCUGCCUCACCCGGCACCCCUGCAGACACUGCAGCAGCAGCAGCAAGAAGAUUUUGUCCAACAGGAUGGGAAUAUCAAUUUUAGAGAGAUCCUGGAGGAGAUGUUAAGGACGUUCAAUGGGGCCCACCAGGAGAACAUGCUCCCCCAGGAGCGCCAGAGCGUGAUCCAGUUCAGUGGGCCUUUCCCAGACUUCUGAAAGCCAGCUGGGCGCGCCAGGUGGUGCUCGGCUACUGUGGAUCCACAUCCUUUGGUGCAGAGGUGAGAGCUGGGGAGCCCCGGCUUUUCUACUGGUCUGGACUGACCCUUUUCUGGUUUUGAGGGAAGAAAAAAAAAACAACCCACAAAACAUAUAGUUCCUUAAAGCAAAGUUUAUUUAUAUAUAAUAUACAGUCAGGCAUGUAUAGAUUUGUAUAUAACACGCGCUUGGGGGGAGUUGAGUGCUGCCAAGUUCAGCUGAUCUGGACUGAUGGUCUCUGCUGUGUUCGAGUCCUGCUCAAAGGUCAGUGCCCGUGGAGGACUGAGGAGAGCCCCCCCCUGCUCCUCUGUGCCCGUUUCCCUGCAGACUACUGAGUUUCCGAGCUGGGUCGUGCCUUCCCCUGGCCCUCCAGCCCAGAGAGCUGGUCCCCCCGAGAGCUGGCUGACCAAACGGUGUCUGCAUCGCCUGCUGCCACCUUUCCUCUUGGGCCGCCCCAGCGCUGCCGUGGACCUCGAGGCUGCUCUGGAGGGCUGGGUCUGAAGGCGGGGGUGAGGGGAAGGGAAUGGUGUCCCCGAGCUCCGGUGUCCCUCUGUGCAGGGCUGAGCAGGCAAAGCUGAGAAAAGCAAAACCGCGCCUGCUCUGCCCUCCCCGGGCAGGGACACCGACACCUCUGGGGCUGCCUGAGCUCCGCGGGAGAAGGCAGGAGCUGGCUGCACCCGCGCCUCGUUUGUCAAUAUGGUGGCAAAGCUCGCGAGUUUGUCAGAGCUCCGCCAUGCCGGGACCACGGGGGGAUUCCCCUGAGCAGAAGGGCCCUGUGCCCAGCAGCCUGUCCUGCACUUUAGCCUCGCCGGGUCGCUGUGGCUGGCUGUGCUUUGUCCCCACUUCUUGCUGUCGCGGGGUGUCCUUUCAGCUGGCCAUCUCACCGGUCUUGUCCUGUCGGGCUUGUCCUUGGCUGGGCCACGGACACAGGAUCCCUGUGGGUCCCCAGCCCUGCCCUCCGCUCACCUCGGUGAGAGCUGCUCCCGAGCCCCAGAAGGGAAGAGUUCCCAGGCGAGCACCGGGGCUGCGCAGCGUCGCUGCUCAUGCUGCAACUUCACCCUCCAGUACCAAAGAGCAAAGUUCUGCUUUGCAAAAAGCACUGCCCCAGACAACCCACUGCCCCUCAGCCGGGAGCGGCUGGGCAAGCUGCCCCGCCACAGAGGUAGCCCCCAGCCACUCCUGCCACCAUCCCUGUUCCAGCAGCAUCUCACCUCGGCAGGUCCCGGGGAAACUGUCUCUUGUUUUCUCUUUAACCAAAGGAGUCUGGCAGGAAGCUGCCUGCUGGCAGGAACGCUCCAGGCCUGGCAGCUCCUCCGCAAGCCUCCCCUCUGCUCUCUUUCUUUUUCUUUGCCUUGAGUCGUCGAGGUGUUUCCUAGAAGUGGCACCAGGAUGUUUUCAGGGGAGGGACACGAGACCUUCCCUGGCUGGGACACCGGCCCUUCCUCGGGGAGGACCUGGGGAAGGAUGUCCAGCCACGAGAGGCCUCUGCUGGGUCCCCCAUGCCCUGACAGGUCAGCCUUGAGGGGGCUGGUGGAGCCCCCUGCUCCAGGCAGAGAGCCUGACCCCCCACCGUCCCCCCCCCAGGGCCCAGGGACGGGCCGAGUGCCCUGUUUGCUGCUGGGAGGCGCUUUGGGUCAGUGUCCGCGGUGUUCGUGCUCCUGCUGAGACGGGACCUGCCCCCCGUGGUGCAUGGGUGGGUUCGGUUUUGAGGUUGCUCUGGUCCCUGCCCUUCGUUUUGGGGGCUUCUCCUUGCCCCCCACCCUCCCCAGCUGGCACCUGCCUCCCGCCAGCCCUGGGUCAGCCCUGCCCUCGGGGCCGCGUUUUACUGCAUUCAAGGAAACCUUGAAACCUUACCUCAAAGUGAACACCAAAGACGGGGAGCCCCUGCGGGCCCCCCCCCACCGGGGCCCUGCUGCUGCCCCGAGAGGUUUGUGCUUGUCCCGCAGCUUCGCUCGCCUCUCGCCGCGGGGCCGGCCGGGCAUCGCCGCUUUCUGGGGUGCCGCGACAGCCUUUCCCUCGUCCCGGAUAGACCAAGGCUCUCCCCGGCCCCACACCCUCCUCUAUUUAAAAUAUCUCCCAGCCCACACCACUCGUGGGGAGGCCCCGGCUUCACCCCCUGCCCCCCCCGGCCCCAUCCCGGUUCGUUCGCUCGACGCUCGCUGAAUUCACAGCGAGGAGAGGAAAGGACACCGGGGAAAACCCAUUAUCAGAGAGGCUUAAACUCAGGAACAGCGAGGAGGAAUUCUCCCGCUAGGCACCCUCCGCCAGCCACUGCUCCGCCGUCACCCGGAGCCUUUCCUGGUGGCUUCGACGUUAAUUUUAAAAAAAUAUAUGCAAUUCUCCCUCCCUGAUCUCUGGAAAGACAGAGAGCACCUUCAAGAAAGCCCUUCCCUGCCCCGAUCCUGUGUUUUUGUCAGGGUUAAUAAUAUGUAACAAUAUCUUUUAACUAAAUUAUUAUGCAGUUGUCCUACUGAUUGUAUGUAUUUUUAAAUGAGUCCCCUUACACCUUUUUGUUAGCACUUUUUAAUCCGCUUGUUGUUUGCCUUUGUUUUUCUAUGUGUAUUUAUAAUUAAUUGAGAUGUAUAUAUGUAAAGAGAUUUUUUUUUUUUUAGAAUAUGUGCCUUUGACUAAUAAUUCCUGAAUUUUCUACUUGCCUCAGAAGGAUAAUUUUGCAUUCUGCUCAGUAAAAAUGGAAAGGAAGCCACAUA